AUGAACUUCGACCAGCCCAAACACGAUCCACACGGCGUUCAGCGACUGCUCGACAUCCUGCGUCGCCAACAAGACGCCAGCUCGACGUCCUCCUCUUCUGCCCCUUCAACGUCAACGAUCACCGCGCCGUCUGCCGUUGCGCCCUCGCACCCACCGAAUCCCUUCUCACCCUCACAGACAGCUGCUGAACCCAGCGACACAUCAAUAUCUGCCGUCGAAUCGCAAGUUGAGGCAGCCCAGCGCAGACGCACUUACAACACCUCUUCCUCCAAGUACGGCAUCCCUACCGCAGCAGAAGAGCCUUUCGAUCCGUAUUCGUUCAACCCGUUCAGCGCCUCGAACCCCGUUCUCUCCCAACCCACACCAGCCCCAAAACCAGAACCAGCACCGACACCAACACCCAGACCAAAAUCGCGGGACCUCGCCUCGCUUUCCUUCGCAGAUGCUCUGCCCAUCCUCUCCACCCUUUCCACGGACAAAUCGCUCCUACGCCGCCUACGCUCACUACGCACCCAGCAGCACGACCUCGAAAAGCGACUCUUCAAGGAAUACAGGCAGUUCACGGCGAUAGCAGACAAACAGUACCCAAACGUCAAGGCGCGAAAGGAGCAGGACGAGAAACGCAGAACAGCGAUGCUCAAGCAGUGGGAUGAGUGUGUCAGCAAACAGCAGGAGGAGCUGAACAGAGCGGGUGUUCCAGGUGUGAAAGUCACGAGGGAUAAGAGGGAGACCGAGAAGCAGAGGAAAGUGCUCAACGUGUUGGUAGAGAUGAUGGACGAUGAGGGAGAGUAG
This is a messenger RNA of Sporisorium graminicola, 792 nucleotides long. RefSeq lists its product as uncharacterized. The transcript has a single exon. The coding region runs from base 1 to 792 and encodes 263 amino acids. NCBI's taxonomy places the organism in Eukaryota, Fungi, Basidiomycota, Ustilaginomycetes, Ustilaginales, Ustilaginaceae. The record is from RefSeq and is a predicted model, not a curated record.